AUGAUUGAAGACGACAUCUAUCGCUCUUCGUCUCAGUAUCGACUAUGGUCUUACACUGAAUCCUCACUACAAUCUCUUCGAGCUACAACAAAUGCCGUAGCCACCGAGCGCGUGCGCGCCGCCUUGCGCAGAUCCCGCGAGACUCAAGCAUCGGCAGCCUCAUCCGCCACUGGAACACCACAGCCAGGGAGUGAUAUGGACAACAAAAGCAAGGAUGAAAAAGAAAUCGAAUGUCUAACGCCCGCGGAAGAACUAGUUCUUGUCCAAUAUUACUGCGAGAAGACACUAGAACUGGGCGAGACAUACAAACCACCGAUGCCUACGAUGGCCCGGGCAACAGCAAUCCAAUACCUCCGACGCUUUUAUAUAACUAAUUCUCCCAUGACCUACCACCCGAAGUCGAUCAUGGCAUGCGCCCUCUUUGUCGCAACCAAAACCGAGAACUAUUACAUGUCCCUCCGGCAAUUUGCAGAGGGAAUCCCGGGCGAUACAUCACCUGAAGACGUCAUUGCACCAGAAUUUCUACUCAUGCAAGGCCUCCGCUUCACCUUCGACAUACGACAUCCAUUCCGUGGACUCGAAGGCGGCGUAAUGGAACUUCAAGCAAUUGCCAAUGGCCAGGGUCAACCAGCUCCUCAUUUGCCGCAUGAGACGGCCGAAGAUCUCCAACAAGGACUGUUAUCCAUUGCGCCUCCUCCCACUCCAUCAAAGUCAAUGUCAGAUCGGAUUGCUGUAGCCCAUGGCAAAACCCGCGACCUGCUCAAAACUGCCGCACAGAUGACAGACGCCUACUUCUUGUACACCCCUUCUCAGAUCUGGCUUUCUGCUUUCUUAGUAGCCGAUCGUCCAUUGGCAGAGUUCCUCCUUGAUGUCAAGCUAGGCGGUCCCGUUACAGCCACCAUUCCCGCCCCCGAAACCGACGAAAAUGGUCUUGUGAAUCCUCUAUAUGAAAUCCGCUUGAAACUGCACCGCGUCUUGACCGAGUGCUCAGCUUUGCUUCAGUCAUACACACCUUUGUCUUCUGACCCCGUGCAGAUGAAGAACCUAAAGCGCAUUGCCAAGAAGUUGUAUCACUGCCAGAACCCCGAGAAAGUCAACCUCAAGCGCGAAUCUGCUCAAGUGCCAGUUUCUCAGCCCGACUCUGGGGUUGUCACGUCGGAAAGUGAAUCGGAGCGCCUGGCCAAGAAGCGAAAGUUAGAACAGGAGCAAAUGGCUCGUCAGGGCAAUGAUGUGUUCGGCCCUGAUCUGGUCACACAACGCACCAAGCCAUGA
This is a messenger RNA of Penicillium olsonii, 1272 nucleotides long. Lineage: Eukaryota; Fungi; Ascomycota; Eurotiomycetes; Eurotiales; Aspergillaceae. The record is from the annotation of a GenBank genome assembly.